Striga hermonthica is the source of this 1401-nucleotide messenger RNA. The record is from the annotation of a GenBank genome assembly. NCBI's taxonomy places the organism in Eukaryota, Viridiplantae, Streptophyta, Magnoliopsida, Lamiales, Orobanchaceae.
AUGAUUGAAAUUAAAGUCCGUGUCCCAACCUCAAGUCUCUCCCAUUUGCUCUCUCUCUCUCUCUCUCUCUCUCUCAGGGUUGUUAUAAUGGCAGAGCCCUCAAAAGUCAUUCAUGUUCGUAACGUGGGUCAUGAAAUCUCAGAGAAUGACUUGCUCCAGCUUUUCCAGCCAUAUGGGGGGGUCAACAAGCUUGUUAUGCUUCGAGCAAAAAACCAGGCUCUCGUCCAAAUGCAAGAUAUUCCUGCAGCAGUAAAUGCAUUGCAAUUUUAUGCUAAUGUUCAACCGAGUAUAAGGGGACGGAAUGUUUAUGUUCAGUUUUCAUCACAUCAAGAACUAACAAUUAUGGAUCAGAAUGCUCAGGCACGAGGAGACGAGCCUAACCGAAUCCUUUUAGUUACGAUACAUCACAUGCUCUAUCCUAUAACUGUGGAAGUGCUACAUCAAGUUUUUUCUCCUCAUGGGUUGGUAGAGAAAAUUGUCACCUUUCAGAAGUCGGCUGGUUUUCAAGCUCUUAUUCAGUAUCAAUUGCAUCAGAGUGCUAUUUCUGCAAGAAACUGUCUGCAGGGACGUAAUAUUUAUGACGGUUGCUGCCAGCUAGACAUUCAAUUCUCAAACCUUGAUGAAUUGCAAGUGAACUACAAUAAUGAGCGCUCUAGGGACUUUACAAACCCUUCCUUGCCUUCAGAACAGAGGGGCAAAUCCUCUCAACCUGCGUAUGGAGAUGCAAGCAUGUAUGCCCAUGCAGUUGGAUUCCCUCAGAUGGGCAAUGUGGCGGCUAUUGCUGCUGCAUUUGGGGGAAGCUUGCCACCUGGUAUAACUGGUGCAAAUGAUAGGUGCACUAUUCUUGUAUCUAAUUUGAAUCCUGACAGAAUAGAUGAGGAUAAGCUUUUUAAUCUAUUCUCGAUAUAUGGGAACAUUGUCAGAGUCAAACUGCUUCGGAAUAAACCAGAUCAUGCGUUGGUACAAAUGGGUGAUGGCUUUCAGGCGGAGUUGGCUGUACACUUUCUAAAGGGUGCCAUGUUGUUUGGAAAACGUUUGGAGGUGAAUUUCUCAAAGCAUCCGAAGAUAACUACUGGAGCGGAUACCCAUGAGUACCUCAAUUCAAAUCUUAACCGUUUCAACCGAAAUGCGGCCAAGAAUUACCGUUAUUGUUGUUCGCCAACCAAAAUGAUCCACAUCUCCACUCUCCCACAGGAUGUUACUGAGGAGGACAUAAUAAAUCACCUGGAAGAGCAUGGAACAAUUGUUAAUACUAAACUCUUUGAGAUGAACGGAAAGAAGCAGGCUCUCGUCCUUUUGGAAAAUGAAGAGCAGGCUACAGAAGCACUUGUGUGCAAGCAUGCUACUUCCUUAGGCGGCUCAAUCAUUCGGAUUUCCUUCUCUCAGUUGCAAACCAUAUGA